Haemonchus placei is the source of this 258-nucleotide messenger RNA. NCBI's taxonomy places the organism in Eukaryota, Metazoa, Nematoda, Chromadorea, Rhabditida, Trichostrongylidae. The record is from the annotation of a GenBank genome assembly.
AUGGAUAAAAAUUCAUUCGCCUCAUUCGAUUCAUCUGCUCCACACGCUUCACCUGAUCCUAUAUCUCAAGUAUACGAUACCACAAGUGGUGCAUCGGCCAAAUUCGAUCGAGCUGAAGAAGAAGUGAAGCAUCAACUAGACUUGGUCGAGACUGAAGAAAAGCAACCUCACCAGGAAAGAAGCAUCAACUGGACUGAACGAAACGAGGAGCAUCAGGAAAGCAGGUGCGACUUCACGAAAACUAACUCCUUUCAAUAG